AUGCUUCAUAUUACGUUGCCGCUCUGCAAUGCCCGCAAGUUGGCGUUGCGGUUCUUCCGUGAGGAGCAGCGUAAUAACAGCAGUCUCCACGGACUCUCCGCCGCUCAGAAGAGUAAAAUCAUCAAAAAAAUGUUCCGGCAACUCGGGGCGAGCGAUAUGGAUGCCCUGAAGCGACGGGCCGCCGCGUGGGAGGCGACGCGAUUGGGCCACAGUGCCCCCGUUGAGCCCAAAAGGCGGCGGGAAGUGACACCGUAUGAACUCUUCUUUAAAGAACAGCAGUCCAAUCCGUCUAUUGCGUCUAUUCAAUCGCCCAGCGUGCGGGAGCGGAAACUCUUCGCCAUCUUUAACUCCCUGCCAGAGUCAACAAGAGCAGCACUCGAGCAGCGGGCACGUGAACGCUCAGAAGGAAUUACACUCAGUGGUGGUUCGUCUGCCCUUGUGAAACCCCCACUUCUUGCAAAGACGACAAGAAAACCAAAAACAAAGAAGGUGGUGGUAAAAAAACGAACAUCAAGUAGUCAGGCUAAGGGAUCGUCAAAGAUAAAGGCGAAAAGUAAAGGUGUGACAACCAAAAAGAUUUCAAUUAAAAAGAAGAAGGAUAAUUCUGAAAAGAAGAAAACUUCAAAAAAACAAGAACCAUCUCCCUACGCCGUGUUUGUGAAGGAACAGAUGCCCCAGGUAAAAGAUCUUCCAAUUAAAGAAAGGAUGAAAGUCAUCGCUGAAAAGUGGAAAUCUAUGAAGGAGAAAGUGACAAAAGUUGAAGAAACACCUGUAGAUACUGUAGUUGCUGAAAAACAAGAAAAAUGA
This is a messenger RNA of Trypanosoma theileri, 807 nucleotides long. RefSeq lists its product as uncharacterized. Bases 1 to 807 code for a protein of 268 amino acids. The record is from RefSeq and is a predicted model, not a curated record. NCBI's taxonomy places the organism in Eukaryota, Euglenozoa, Kinetoplastea, Trypanosomatida, Trypanosomatidae. The transcript has a single exon.